This is a messenger RNA of Terrapene triunguis (Three-toed box turtle), 878 nucleotides long. Its product is annotated as histone H3. NCBI's taxonomy places the organism in Eukaryota, Metazoa, Chordata, Testudines, Emydidae. The transcript has a single exon. The coding region runs from base 7 to 417 and encodes 136 amino acids. Gene Ontology annotation, cellular component: nucleosome. Gene Ontology annotation, molecular function: DNA binding; protein heterodimerization activity; structural constituent of chromatin. The record is from RefSeq and is a predicted model, not a curated record.
UUGAAAAUGGCUAGAACUAAGCAGACCGCCCGUAAGUCUACCGGUGGCAAAGCGCCCCGUAAACAGUUGGCUACCAAAGCUGCUCGAAAGAGCGCUCCUGCCACUGGGGGAGUGAAAAAACCUCAUCGUUACCGACCAGGUACCGUAGCCUUGCGAGAGAUCCGCCGCUAUCAGAAAUCUACUGAGCUGCUCAUCCGCAAAUUGCCCUUCCAGCGCCUGGUCCGUGAAAUCGCCCAAGAUUUCAAGACUGAUUUGCGUUUCCAGAGCUCGGCUGUUAUGGCCCUGCAGGAGGCCAGCGAAGCCUACUUGGUGGGGCUCUUUGAAGAUACUAACCUGUGUGCUAUUCACGCCAAGAGAGUCACCAUCAUGCCCAAGGACAUCCAGUUAGCCCGGCGUAUCCGUGGUGAAAGGGCUUAAAGGCUGCCCUUCAGCUUCUAGUAAUAAACUACUCCAAACGACCCAAAGGCUCUUUUAAGAGCCACUACAUGCACACUGAAAGGAGCUGUAACAAGCCUAUAAUUUUUUCCCUUUAUUUGUGUUGCGUUUAAUUGAAGAGGACUACAUGAGCAUUUAGAACUUAGUUUGGGUAAGUCAUUUAGUUGAAACGAGCUUCACUUCAUCUAACGGUGUGAUUAGUGUUCUCCAAGUGGAUUGAAUAGUUGUGUGCAGUUGUGACUAAGGCGGGCUUUAAAAUAUAGUCAAUAAUUUGGAUGUUCCCUUUUAAAUAGCAUCAGCGUUUAUCUGUUGAAUCUUAAAAGCUGCUAGCCAAAAAUCUUCCAUCAGAGCUUUUUAAAGUCUUUCAUAGUCGAUUCUCUAGGCUAAUGUUCUCCUGCAGGAAGCCAGACCUGGACAGAAUGAACCUUUAGAAUAGUCCUACA